This is a messenger RNA of Musca vetustissima, 1736 nucleotides long. It is a transcript of the gene ArfGAP3, whose product is annotated as ADP-ribosylation factor GTPase-activating protein 2. Gene Ontology annotation, biological process: COPI coating of Golgi vesicle. The transcript is spliced from 7 exons. Lineage: Eukaryota; Metazoa; Arthropoda; Insecta; Diptera; Muscidae. The record is from RefSeq and is a predicted model, not a curated record. Gene Ontology annotation, molecular function: GTPase activator activity. The coding region runs from base 1 to 1728 and encodes 575 amino acids.
AUGGCCAACCAACAAUCAGCGGGACCCACAAAACAACAAAUGGAGGCGGUCUUUAGUCGCCUUAGAUCCCAACCUGCAAAUAAAGCCUGUUUUGAUUGUGGUGCCAAGGCACCCACCUGGGCCACUGUUACCUAUGGUGUUUUCAUUUGUAUCGAUUGUUCCGCGGUACAUCGCAGUUUGGGUGUCCAUUUGACCUUUGUACGUUCAACUAAUUUGGAUACAAAUUGGACAUGGCUGCAGUUGCGUCAAAUGCAAGUUGGCGGUAAUGCAAAUGCCAAUGCCUUCUUUCGUCAACAUAAUUGCAACACAACAGAUGCUCAGCAAAAAUAUAAUUCCAGAGCAGCACAAUUGUAUCGCGAUAAAUUGCAGCAAUUAGCCCAGCAGGCAAUGAAGGUGCAUGGGACAAAGCUCUUUUUGGAUGGUACAUCGGAGAAACCCGAAAACAAUGAUAACAACAAAGAAGUGGACUUCUUUGAACAAUGCCAUAAUGAUAACAAUAAGGACACGUUUAAUCAUGAUAAUAACAAUACGCAAAGCAAUAUUGAAAAGAUUGAUAUCUCCUUGAAGCCCUCAACACCAACACCCACCGCUGAUAAACAACCACAAUUGAAUGCUGGUGCUCCAAGUGUUGAUCUUUUAAAUUCCGUGGUGAAUACACCAACAUCGGGGGGUACACCCUCAAUUGGUGUACGCAAAAUACAACCCAAAAAGGGUGGGUUGGGCGCCCGCAAAGUUGGCGGCCUGGGUGCCACUAAAGUCAAAACCAAUUUUGCUGAAAUUGAACAACGUGCCAAUAUGGCCAAUCAGCUCAAGGAGUCUCCAAUUGUGCCUGAUAAACCUUUAAGUGCGGAAGAGGAAAUCGAAUCGGUUGCCAGCAUGCGUUUAGCCUAUCAAGAUCUAUCGUUGAAGAAGAGCCAGGAAGAGGCCCGAAUGAAAAAUAUCGAUCCCAUUAAGGCCAAACAAAUGGAACGUUUGGGUAUGGGUUUCAAUUUGAAGGGCUCUGAUAUUUCCCAUUCCGUUUUGAGUGACAUGGAGACCAUACAACAGGCUCCGGCCCCAAAAUCAUCGGCCAUCACAUCCUCAUCAUCGAAAAUGUCGGCAUUCGAUAAUGAUAGUUUCUUUAAUGAUUAUUCCACCAGUAUGUAUAGUGGUAGCGGCAAUGGAGGUUUCUCCAACUCCUCCUCCACAUCGAAUAAAAUCGAUAAACAAGAAUUGGAAAUGAUGGGCUUUGAGACAAUCGAACCCAUUGGCUCGUCUCAUUCAAAUAUUACAUCGAUGUUUAGUGGUGGUGCAGCAGCGGAUACCAAACCCAAAACCCCAACAACUUCCGUGAGCAGCAGCUAUUCCCGUAAACCUGGCCCCCAAUCGAUUAGCAAACAAAGCUAUGAGGAAAAUUCGGCCCAAAAGAAAUUCGGCAGUGCCAAGGGUUUUGGCUCCGAUCAAUUCUUUAAUGAUGGCCAAUCGCGUGAUGAUAUUUCCUCGAAUUUGUCAAGAUUCCAAGGUUCAUCAUCGAUAUCAUCGGCUGAUUAUUUUGGUGAUGGUUCGAGUCAAAGUAGCCGAGGGGGUUCAAGGGGUAAUGCCUACAACACCGGUGUGGUGAACUUCCAGGCCCCCGAUUUGGAUGAUGUCAAGGAAAGUGUACGCCAGGGUGUCCACAAAGUUGCCGGCCGUCUCAGCAAUUUGGCCAAUGAUGUUAUGUCUUCGCUGCAGGAUAAAUAUGGUUACUGAUAGUGUUU